Molecule: messenger RNA, 1830 nt
Organism: Cyclospora cayetanensis
Lineage: Eukaryota; Apicomplexa; Conoidasida; Eucoccidiorida; Eimeriidae
Exons: 3
Coding region: 1-1830 (609 amino acids)
Molecular function (GO): protein binding
Source: RefSeq, a predicted model, not a curated record
AUGCGCAGCGAAUGCACAUUAACCGAUGAAAAGCAAAGCAGCCUCCAGGGAUCCUGCUCUUCACGGAGUGGCCCCUUCGCGUCACACCAGGCAGAAACGGAGGACAGCCAAGAGGACAAAGAAAAAGAAAAUGCAGCCCCUCUGCAAGGCCUAGCUCGCAUCGACUUAAGCUUGCUUCCUGGCCCCAGCAAGCGCCGCAAGGAGAUUCCCUUAUCGUGCUCCUUAUGGGAGAUAAAACAACAAAUAGAAGGAGAGCUCAAAGUGCCCGCACUCGUAGUAGCCAUAGCGCCACGCUCCUACUGGGAUAUAAACGAACAGCAUGAGCCUGGAAAACCAGAGGGACUUAAUGGUCUAGCGGCCCCUGGAGGCAGCCCUCCUUCUCCUCUGCCUUGGAGCACAACCCUGGGGGACCUAGGGUUUGUCCCAGGAGCUGUGGGCUCCCUCGCGGUGUAUCUCCUUAGACAGUCAAACAGUAAUGACGGGGAGGGGCCGCUGACGCUUGAUCUACUGGGGGUCCCGGAGUGUCUCCUUGAUGCUACAGCAGGUAUUUCCUUGGUUGUUCGUACGCGUCAUUCGGUGGCUUGCCAGACGGCUUGGAAGUCAUCUAUCUCCACCCAAUGUCAGCGUGAAGCUUCAGGUUGCCCGCCUAAAAAGGGAGUCUUUUUUUCCAGUGCUAUGGAUAAAGUGCUCAGCCCUGGUGAGUACGUGUGCGCCAAUCAGUGGGAAGCCAUGCGACACAAAAGUGCUACAGUCAUUCAGCAGUACGCCAGAGUAUGGGCUGCGCGUAAAGAGGCCCAGAGACGAAGGCAAGAAAGAGAUGAACACCUGCAACGGGAGCGGCAGCAGCGGGAGAGACAGCAGUGGGAAGCAGACGUCAGGAAAAGGAGACAAGAACAGAGGGCAGCUUGCCCCAUCACCCCAGCAGACUUUGCUAUCCUUCUCGCAGAGGUCGAAGCCUGGCGUUGCCUCGAGGCAAAGAAGCUUCGCGGUGGCGAGCUGGCAAGGAUCCGCAGGGGUACAGAGAAGGAUCUGCGGGUAGCCCACUUGUCGCUGCUGCAGCAAGAGACGCAUCUGCUGCGGCGUAUUGGCCGCCUCAAGCAGGAGGCCAAUCAGCAGAGGAGGCGGUACCGGGAACAUCGUUUACUUUGCCUGAUGGGCGAGCCUCUGAUUUGGGUUCAGUCAGAUGGAGAGACAGCAACUGUUUACACCCCCGAAACUACAAGGGCCCGCGAAUUGCACGUCCUCUAUCUGCGCCUCUCCUCAGGCUCGCUUCAAGGCCCUGACAGGCUGGACGCCCUCGCGGCAGUCCGAGAUGCAGUGGGGACCUAUGAAAGCCCUUUGGCGGGGGAGGUGCGGGAGCUGCUACAGCGUGAGGAGACGCUGUUGGCUAGAGGAAGAAGCAAGGCCCUGCCGCUCUCGGGGCUGAGGCGGAGGCUUAGCACACAAUUUUUUAGGCUCCUUUUAGACCCCGCAUUCAAUCCACAAGCACAGGGCGCGCCAGCUGGUGAAAACCAGGAGGAUAAGCCUCCACACUCAAGGACACAUCAAAGGGUCAGCAUCAGACCCUUUCGUGCAUCUCCUUGUCCAGUCCCCUACAACUUUCUCAGCCUCAGACGGACGAAGAGUGCCUCUGCGUGCCUCUGGAGUAGGAAGCUGAGGUGGCAGGACAGAGGUCAACAGGUGCCCCCUGCCAGUCGCAAACAUCGUACUGACAACGAUUACAACGCUUCAAACACAAGAAGGAGUGCUGUUGGGACUGCCGGGAGUCCCUCAGGAGCCAGCGAAAAUUUUCAAAGGGGCCCUCUCAUCUGGGUAUGGGCAGUCGUAUGA